Messenger RNA from Tyto alba (common barn owl), 3696 nucleotides. It is a transcript of the gene IQCH, whose product is annotated as IQ motif containing H. Gene Ontology annotation, molecular function: protein binding. Bases 87 to 3365 code for a protein of 1092 amino acids. The transcript has 21 exons. Lineage: Eukaryota; Metazoa; Chordata; Aves; Strigiformes; Tytonidae. The record is from RefSeq and is a predicted model, not a curated record.
AUCCCUCCCCCUUCCCCCCUGCGGCGAGGCGGGUGGUGCGGUCCGGCCAGCGCGUCCCGUUGCUAAGGGGGAAGGCGGCAGCCGCCAUGGCCGGCGUCGUGCGGCCGGGGAAGGAGGCAACAGCCGCCGUCCUGGUGCAGGCUCAAGAUGACCUUCACAAGCUUAAAGUGAAAAAUACCAACUUGAAAGGAAAUGUGGAAGCCGUGGAUAUUAGUGACCUUGAAACAGCAACUGAAAGAACUGAACUUGGUCUGAGAAAACAUUCUGAAAAUUAUUUAAAUGCUAUAAACAGACAAGUGUUAACUAUUUCUUCUGCUGAUAAUAAAGAAGUACGUUCAAAAGAGCCCUCUAAAUGGGGCCUUCAUUUUGGUGCUCCUCAGAAGCAGCUUAUUUUACCCCGAGUACCUGUUGAGCCCAUGACUGUCCAGGCAUACAGCAAAUCAGCACUACGCAUUUCUCAAGGUUCACAGCAGGUGGAAAUGGAUAUGAAAAUAAUGCUUGACCCAGAGAACAUCAAUAAUAAAGCUGGUUUAAUACGACAGAACUAUGAGACCCGGCUACCACUUAUAACUGAGAAAAAAUCUGUUCCUAUGUGUAGUCAGAAGGUAGUGAAAGGUCAUACAGUUAGCAGCCUUUGGGGUUUGCCUGCCUCUCGCUGCAUGGAUUCUUCCUUUCCCCAGUUAGAAGAAGAUACAACGAAAGGUAUUCUGAGCCUAACUGAACAAAGGCUUAUCCCUCCAGCAGCAAAGACGACUCUCCAGACACCUCCUGUUGUAUGCAAAGCCGCACCUUUCCAUGUAUUUCACAGGCAGCACAAGAGAUCUGCUGGAGGAGAGAACAGUAGUAUGGUGGACCCUGAAAAUAGAGACACCAUCACCUUCCCAAACUCAAAGGAAGCAAUUUAUGGCACAUACUCCUCUAGUAAAGGUAACAUUGCACCACUUCCAUCCAGCAGCUCCGUGGUUUCAGCAAGGAAGUCAAAGCCAGCGUGGAUAUAUCCAGCUCAACAGUUGAAAUCUGAGCUGCAGAUUCCCGCUCAGACACAGCCCCCGCAAAUGUCUCCAUGUCAGUCCUUACAGGAUCCGUGCUUUGAUUGCGACAUUGCUGUUUACCAUGGCACGACAGACCAGAAAGCUCCAGGCUUUCUGGCGCUCAAGCAACAUUAUUGUUUAUCCUGGGGGAGCAUUGUUUCUUUUUUGGAACAUACAGAAAAGCUUUUCAAGGACUACGCUGUACCGUUGGCUAUAAUAAACUGUAAGAAGUUGGCGGAAGUUGCAUCGGGCUUCGAGCUUGAUGAGAACCCUACCAAAAGUGACAUCCUGUCAGUGAUAAAGAAUCAGUCAACUGUGGAAAAGAUCUUAAAUCGACCUGGCCAGAGGUACAAAGGCCAGGGGGGUACCGAAAUGGCCGCCACAAAGAUCCAAGCAACAUGGCGGUGUUCUCGGGCCAGAAGAGCCUACGUCCAUUUCAGGCAGCAGCAGUGGGCAUCAGGUGUGAUCGCCAUUUCUUGGCUCUUGCGUAAUCACGUGGCACGUGUGAAAAAGACCCUGAAGGAAUCACGUCAGAGACACCUGGAGAAUUUUUACAUCAGGGCCAAGCAUCUGGCAGCCAACUGGAAUCGCAUCAGGACCUCCAGGAGGACUAUUAUCCAUAUCCCAUCAUUAGGAUAUUCCCAGUGUGCCCGUGAGCAUAUCCCUGAUCUUGCUCUCCAACAGAAUAUGCAGAUGGGAAGGCUGUGUGACAUACUGGAUGCCAACGUGGACGUCAUCUACAUCUGCCCCCUUCAUCUGAGUGAGGAGUUACUGCAGUAUUACAAUAAACUCCUGGGUCUGCAGGCAGCUGUUAGAUCUGGGAACCCUGAGGACAUGGGUGACCUGCAGGACAGGUUCAGAAUUCUCACCCCUGAAGCUAUAAACAGCUUCCCUAAGCAUCGCAUGUGUCUAGCCACUCAGCUGAAGUACAGCCCCAAGACAAUCAAAAGAAUAAAAAUUCUUAUCCAGAGCAGAGAUGCCUACAUUAUUGGCGGGGUUCCCCACAAAGAUGAUUUAGCAGUGGCUGACAUGCUAAAUGUGCCUAUAUUAGGCUCGGUGCCAGAAGUGGCUCAUCUCUAUAGCACCAAGGCGGGAAGUAAACGAAUUUUUGCCAGUGCUUGUGUGCCAACCCCUCCCGGAGAAUCGGACAUCUCCAGCAGUGAACAGAUGAUUCGUGUGCUCAGCCGGCUGAUCGUUGACAACCUGGAAGUGCGGCGCUGGCUGUUUAAAGUGAAUGAUGGGUCUGGAGGAAACGGCACUGCCUAUUGUGACAUUACCUCGCAUUUGGAAUGCUACCACUGGGUUCAAAGGGAACGUCAGAGAUACAGCCCCGAGAAAUGGAGUAAGAAGUGGGCGCGUGAGCCAGCUUUGGUGAAGAUCUCCCAGGAGCUGCCGGGCCUUUUAGCACAGCACGUACAGCCAGUCAAUGAGAAACGAUUCCCUACAUGGGAAAAAUUCCUCCAAACAUUUCUUAGUCAAGGUGGUGUGAUAGAAGCCUUCCCGUUCUCAGAAAAUGUCACAAACCUUACGGUGGAUAUGCUGAUAGAGCCAACAGGCAAGAUAAAAAUAGUGUCAUCUGGAGACCAGCUCCACGCUGACGGUCCUUUGAGAUCAUCUGGCACUACCAUUCCACAAGGUUCUGUUGAUCCAGCAGUUCUUAAUUCGCUCUGCUUAAAAAUCGGAGAAACCUGUAAAUCUAAAGGAGUGCUUGGUUAUUUCUCGGUUGAUUUUGUGACUUUCAUCCACCCGCAAACGAUGGAGCAGCAGGUAUGGGCAACAGACCUUGACCUUUGCUAUAGUGACCAGCUGGCCUUGACUCAGCUCAUGUUGUAUGUGACAGAUGGAAAUCUGGAUUGUCACUCCAGCCGCUUUGAAGUAUCUCUUGGUUCACAGAAAAUGAAAAGCCAACAUAUUCAGCACCGGGAGACAAAAACUCCUUCUCCAACAAGCAAUCGGUGUGCAGUAGCAAGCAGUCAACUGAGGCACUCCAGCCUUUCCGUAAUCUGCUAUAAUGUUUUCCUCCAGAUGUGUAAAGCUCGUGGUGUUGGAUUUGACCUCCAGGAAAAACAGGGAACAGUUUUUCUAUUGUAUGAAGAUCAGAAGCGAUACAGGCUGGGAAUGAUAACAAUCGGCGAGGAUCUCCAGGGGGUCCUCAUGACCUUUGCUCGCAAUCUCUUCAUCAUCCAUCAAGAAAUAUCAGCACCUAAUAUGCAAGGCGAGACCAAUUUUAAGAUGGCAAUUCAAGAUAUUGAAGCAAUUCUAGGAAUUACAGCAGAAAACAAACUGAAAUUGGAAGAAGAGCAACCUUCGAAAGCAGAUGCUCUGAAAGAAUAGUUAACGGAAAAUGUUUAAGUGCCUUAUUCUUUAUGCUUCUGGAAAUGCUUUCUCAUCUGUAAGAACAGGUUUGGUUUUCCUUCUGCACUGGCAUGUGAAGUAGCAUAAACUGAGACAGUACAUUUCCACUGUUUCUGAGUGCGGUGUUUAGAAUAACAUCCCUUCUUUCAGAAAAAUAAACCGUUAAAAAGCAGAGGAUCAUGAUAAAUGCUCCUCAUGUUCACACUGUCAUUCCUCAAGUACAGUAUCUGUUCCUAAAAUCUUAUUAAUAGGGGUCACCCUGUCUUCGACACUAAAUCAGACUAGGAGAUCGUACUCCUUUGAGGAGAGU